GAACACGUGAGUAGAGGUUGCAAAGAGUCAAAGAACGUGGCAGAGAAGCGGACCACACCAUGUAGAUUGUAGAAGUGUGUGUUCUGUUGAUUUCGCCACGCAAGCCAAAAGAGACUUAAACUGAAACGGCCGAAACGAAUCUUAAAUGAAGAUUAAACUCUGUUCUCUCUCUCCAUCUCUCAAUGGCUGGCUCUCUGUCCCAAGACACCACCCUUUCUCUGCAAAAACCUCUGUUUAUUACCCAAACAUAUGUCUCUCCCUUCUCUCUCCACAUAUACAAAUGCAACGAUCCCUUUUCUAUUAUUAUCACCUCUCAUCCAUCUAUCACACUCUUACAGUCUUACUUAUUACCACUCUGCCAACAACUAUCUUCUUCCUCAUCUUCCAAGUGGUUUUGGAUUCUCCACAUUCUGCGCCACUCCGUUCAAUACUCCUUGGCAAGAGAUGAUGGUUUUGUAAUCUUAAAGUUUCAGGAGAGAGUGUGAGAGUGAGUUUGUUUUCUGAGUUUUACCACUGUUUGAAAAAAAAAAAUGGGGGAGACUAGUAGGAGGCAUUCUGUAGAUAUUCCCAUCACAAGAACGCUUGUGGCUCUAAGAAGAGUUCGGUCACUUAGAGAUCCAUGCACCAAUUCAAUGAGCAAGUUUGCUUCCUUGCUUCAGUUUGUCAACGAUGAUGAUGCUUCUAAAGGUGAUGAUAAUGGUCCUUUUGAAUCAUACUCGUUAAUGGAGGAGCUAGAGAAAGGCUGUGAUCUUCACAAGCUGAGCAAAAGGGUACUGAUCAAUGCUGAAGAAGGAGACGAAUCGCCCUCGAGUGAAAGAUAUAGAACCCGUUGGUCUUCCACAAAGCCAGCUAGCUCGGUUGGUGAAUAUUAUGGUAGCCAUGUCACAGGUAGUAGUCCAAUGACCUCAACAAAUAAUAGUUAUAAUGAUGAAGAUGUUGUUGAUUUUGCGAGUGGCUGUGGAAUAGCCUCUUGCUGGUCAAGAACACCCAGGAGGUACGGAGGAUCAAACCAGUCCUCUGACGUGGAAGAGCAUCACCCUCUACUAUCCAGUAAUAAUAAUGAGAGCAAUGCUGUGACACCAAGUCAAGAAAGUCUGAGUCAGAAAUUCAGACCAAAGUCUUUCGACGAGUUAGUUGGACAAGAAGUCGUGGUGAAAUGUUUGUUGACCACCAUUCUGAGAGGGAGGAUCACUUCUUCUGUUUACCUUUUCCACGGUCCUCGCGGGACGGGUAAAACAUCAGCUUCUAAGAUAUUCGCUGCUGCGUUAAACUGUCUUUCUCAUAGGAGAAGACCAUGUGGACUGUGCAGUGAAUGCACCACUUCCUACUCGGAGAUAGACUCGGCUAAACUAAACCGGAGGCCUAGCUACCUCAGGUCUCUCAUCAAAACCGCAUCUCUUCCUCCUCAUGUUUCAUCGUCUAGAUUCAAGGUUUUCGUCAUCGACGAGUGUCAGCUUCUAUGCCAAGAGACUUGGGGAACUCUCUUGAACGGCCUGGAGAACGUCUCUCCGCGUUCUGUUUUUAUCCUGGUCACGUCAGAGCUGGAGAAGCUGCUGCGUGACGUUGUGUCACGGUCUCAAAAGUAUCGUUUCUCUAAAGUAUGCGACGUGGAGAUAUCGAAUAAGCUGGCGAAGAUCUGUGAGGAAGAAGGUAUUGAAUUUGAUCAGGGUGCGGUUGAUUUCAUUGCCUCUAGAUCUGAUGGUUCGCUUCGUGAUGCUGAGAUAAUGCUUGAUCAGUUGAGUUUGCUCGGUAGAAGAGUAACAACGUCUUUGGCCUACAAGCUUAUUGGUGUUGUAUCUGAUGAUGAACUGCUUGAUCUGCUUGAUCUUGCACUGUCUUGUGAUACUUCAAACACGGUUAUAAGGGCGAGGGAGCUUAUGAGAUCUAAGAUAGAUCCAAUGCAGCUUAUUUCACAGCUAGCUAAUGUUGUUAUGGACAUUAUUGCUGGAAAAUGUCAAGAAACUAGUUCAGCAACCAGACUUCGGUUUCUUUCAAGACAUACCUCUGAAGAGGAAAUGGAGAAAUUGAGUAACGCAUUGAAGAUACUGUCUGAUGCUGAGAAACAGUUGAGAGCAUCGAAAAACCAGACAACCUGGCUCACCGUGGCACUUCUGCAACUUAGCAACGGUGACUCAUCUUCUUUGGCCACUAAUGAAAAUGAAACGUGUUUAAAAAGCCAAAGAAGCAAAGAUGUAGACCUCUCCAGCACAUCAUCGGAUUGUCCUUGUGAUGAAGUUAAUUCAGAAACCGAAGAGUGUCAAGAGAAAAACUGUAUAGAAACAGUUGAAACAGUGUGGAAAAGAGUCAUAGAGAUGUGUUGUUCAGAUUCACUAAAGAGGUUUUUGUCCAAACGAGGGAAGUUAACUUCUCUUAUCAUUGACAAAGUUUCAGGUGUGGCAAGUGCUGAACUGGAGUUCUACACACGUAAACAUGUAACAAGAGCCGAGAAAUCAUGGAAAAUGAUUGCAGACUCGUUCCAAUCCGUGUUAGGAUGCAACGUUGAGAUCCGAAUGAAUCUUGUUACCUCUGCUUUUUCUCCACCAAAGAGUAGUGCUAAAGCAGCAGCAGCGAGUCUUUUCUUUGGACUCUUCUUCAGUUGUUCUCGCAGAAUGCUACACAAGUCUUAUCUUACCACUACUAAUGAUUACGCAUCUGAGGAGCACCUAGUUACAAAUAAUUCUCUGAGAAGUUGCCAGGGAAAUCUAUUGAGGGCUCCAAGUGUACGUUCUUCAGCCAAUGCAUCAUCGUCAAGGAUGAGCAGUGCGAGUGAUCAGGGCGAUGCAACUUCUGUUCUGUGUACGACUUCACACAUGCCUUCUCCAGGUGGCAAAAUGCAAAAAGAUAGACCAGAAGAUGACGCUGAUGUGUUGUGUUGGAGGACUCCCCUAGGCAAGGGUCAGGGAGAGAGACAGAACAACAAGAGCUCACGGCUUAUUAUUGGUCGUGUUCUUCCCUGCACUGCAGCUGGUUAAGAUGAAGCUUGAUGACAUUCCCAUUUUGUGGAAUCGUUUGGUUUAGUCAUUGAGACUUGUUAUGGGGACAAAAUGUACAGUUGCAUAAUGUGUUUCAAGAACAUAUAAUAUAUAGAUUAGCAUAUACUAUCGAUAAUGUAACUCUUAAUGUGAGUAUUUAUAGAGUAGUAUAACACUUUCCUUAUGCCAUGAAACGCUUUUAGUCGAUCAUUCUAGUGUUCUUGAUCAACUCAAGCGUCUUAUAUGCUAGCUAGUUAUAUGGUUUGGUCUCUCUUUGUUUAAAACCUUGAUUUGUUAUAUCAAUUAUCAUGUUAGCUCAA
Messenger RNA from Raphanus sativus (radish), 3292 nucleotides. Its product is annotated as protein STICHEL-like 2. Bases 531 to 2972 code for a protein of 813 amino acids. Gene Ontology annotation, biological process: DNA-templated DNA replication; DNA repair. Gene Ontology annotation, cellular component: DNA replication factor C complex; DNA polymerase III complex; nucleus. Gene Ontology annotation, molecular function: DNA clamp loader activity; DNA binding; ATP hydrolysis activity. The transcript has 8 exons. The record is from RefSeq and is a predicted model, not a curated record. NCBI's taxonomy places the organism in Eukaryota, Viridiplantae, Streptophyta, Magnoliopsida, Brassicales, Brassicaceae.